GUUUGUAGUGUCAGAGCUUGCAUAGCUACAGAAAAAAAAAGAUUCUAAAAGGGAUAGCAGUCACAGAAUGGAGCAGUAUAUCUGGUGAGAAACGAAACUGGUUGGUCGUACGUUAACAUGAAGAAUCGCCAGCACCCGUCUCGUAUCGUUAUCAUAAGAUGUAGGGGUCUGAUUAUUUCGCACGAAUUCGGACGUAUUUGUUCAGUUUGCCGCAACAAUUCACGUGCAGUGCAACCGUAGACGUAGUAAACCAUGAUUUAAAAUCGCGGAAAUUAGAAGUAAUCAAAAGAGCUAAGGUUGUUUACUACAACUAUGAAGAGAGGGCAGUAAGAGCGAAGCGUGCAAGAUGGCCACCUGAGAUGCAGGUGGAGUUGUAGUGUAAAAGGAAGAAGUUUGGCGCCAUGUAGUCGUGGAGAUGGAGGUUGACAUCCUCCAGACAUGGAUGAAUUGGGCCAGCAUCCAUGUAUACGUGUGAGACGAAAGAAUGUCAGACUUGUGUUUGAAAACGCUGAAAAAAUACGCUGUUUGUUUGCCGUUCGCCUCUCCGAAAAAAAGGGGCAGAGACAGGAUGUGUCAAAGUUGGGGUUUGUGUUUCUCAGUGUUGAAUGUGAUCAGAGGGAACAAGAGCUGGCAACUUCAGAUGUUGUGUCCAAGGUUCAGAGCUAUGUAGACACACUGUGUAAUACCGAGCGAGAGGAUAGAGCUUCUUGUGGGGGCGAGGAUUCAAGCUAUGACUCCGAUUAUGAGGCAGAAGACUUGGCAUCACACCAUGACGUGAGCCGUACGGUAUCAGAUACCCUGGGAGCAGAGUUCGCUGAGUAUGUGUCCGGCCCUCAGUCAGCACCAGCCCAGCCUCCACAACAAGGUUCUGCAGGUUAUGCUGCAAGGGUUGAGUUUGGGCUCAAGCUGGGAUACACAGAGUCACUUGUUCAGGCAGCUCUUCAGAAACUUGGACCCAGUCCUGAACAAAAUGAGCUCCUAGAAGAGCUAAUUAAACUUGGGGCUCAGGCCCCAAGACAGCAAGACCUUGCUCCCGAAGGAGCUGAAGAAUCAGACUCCACUUUUGACGCACCAGCAGAUGAUUCUCUCAGCCUCCGACUCCGCCCCAUUGUCAUUGAUGGAAGUAAUGUUGCCAUGGGCCAUGGCAACAAGGAAGUUUUCUCGUGUCGAGGAAUAAAGUUGUGUGUUGAGUGGUUCCGGGCUAGAGGCCACAAGGAAAUUACAGUUUUUGUUCCAAAAUGGCGUAAAGAAGCUGCACGGCCAGAUAAUCCUGUUGCUGACCAAGAAAUACUAACAGAAUUAGAGAGAGAUCGUUGUCUGGUGUUUACACCAUCUCGUCUGGUUGGUGGCAAGAGAAUGGUUUGCUAUGAUGAUCGUUACAUACUGAAACUGGCAUCAGAAAUAGAUGGCAUUGUAGUGUCUAAUGACAACUAUCGAGAUCUUGCUCAGGAAAGUCCUGAAUUCAGGAAGGUUAUUGAAGAGAGGAUACUUAUGUACUCCUUUGUCAAUGACAGGUUCAUGCCUCCUGAUGAUCCCUUGGGAAGAUCUGGCCCAACGCUGGACAACUUCUUGCGCAUUCAGCCACGGAAGGGUGAUCCUCCACCUCCCUGUCCAUAUGGCAAGAAGUGCACAUAUGGGAACAAAUGUAAAUUUCACCAUCCAGAACGAGGACCACUUCCACACAAGUCAGUUACUGAACGGCUUGUGGAACAUGCACAGAGACAGCGGGAAGCUCGAGGCAUUCACAGUCGUGACUCCAGUCCAGGUAACCAGCUGAAGAGUAAAUCUUUGAGUCUACCAUUACCUUCAUCACCUCCAGUGGAACUAGAUUCCACAAAACAGCCCAUCAGGAAGACUCCACUUGCACGCACCAAGUCCAGUGUACCUGGCAUCUCAGUGCCACCAGAAGGAGAGAAACAGAAGAAGAUUAGUGUGCUGAAAAGUUGUAGUGUUGAGAAUGUGGCAGAGGGUGCUGUAGGAUACUAUCAUAGUCCACAACAAAUGACAGUGCCACGUCCAGGCUAUGGGCUGUGGAACCCGGGAGUCAGUUCAGAACAGCAGCCAUGGCCUCCGUACACUGCAGGGUAUAGUGAUCAAGGAGGUCAUGUGGCUGUGGCAAAACGUCUCUCAGAUCCUGAGAGUCCUCCAGCACAUGUGGAUGUGGGUGUAAACUUGCAUCGUAAGCUGCAGCGUCAGUUGACCCUGAAUCCAACAAGUGAUCCUCGUCUGUAUCAGAUGCAACGGUAUCUGGUCCCCUCGCCCUCCCAGCCACUCGCCACACACCGUCCUGUGACACGACAUAGCAGUGGUGGGGAUGCUCAGUAUGGACCCUCAACAGCGGCCAUUACAACAGGUUGGGAGCACCGCCAUAUGCAUCAAAAUGUGACACGCAUAGCCUCUGCCCCUGAUUCGUACCAGCCCUGGCCACCUGUCCCUCCACCACAUCCUGCCAGGCAUAUGCACCGGCUAGGCAGCACAUCCGACCCUCAGCUGAACCUUUGCGUUCCACCAAGUGAACCACCUCUCCUCUCUGAUCCUUUUGAUGGCUCUGUUUGGCAACCAGCCACAUCUGCCCAUCCACCUUCUGUAGUUUGGCCUCCACAAACCUCACAUAUGCCACCUCCCCCUUCUCAUGCUCCAUUUUCAACAAAUGCAGAAGAUGCAAGAAGAAGACUGCAUUACCAUCUGGCAUCCAUCUUUCCUGAAGAACAGGUGCAGAAGGCUAUGCAAUUAUAUCCAGAGGAAACUAACCCUCAGAAAAUCUGUGCUGCUAUACUGUCUAUGUUUCCAAAACCAUAGCUUAUUGUUCGUGGUUCAGUUUCAUUUCUCAUGCUGUGGGCAAGUGGAAGGCUGAAUGAAAUGUUAGAAAACCAAGCAAGACUGCAGACUUUAUGUCACCCCCAGGUAUAUUGUGGGUAGUUCAGCAGUAUGCACAGAACAUCCAGCAAGCUGAACUCUCUGAAUUAACCUUCAGAGUUAGUUACAGAGCAGAGAGCUAAGCUGAAGCAGAACUGGUAGAUAGUAAUUGGGGUGAUCUUUGGAGCUGUGACUCAUGCCCUACAGGUGGGGCCUUCCUUCAUCCAUUAACACAUUCACUGCCAUAUAUGGAGGCCUCUGCCCCCAAGUUCCUUUUGUCUUCUCUCAUUUAUUUUGUAUGUCGAAAUACCAGUUUGAAUUUGUCAGUCGGAUUCAGUAAACCUUUUGACAUGAAAAUGAGAGUUCUUCCUUUUUUAAAAAUAAAAAUAUGUUGAUGUCCUUUACAUUUUUUAGCAUGUAUGUGUGUUUUUUUGUAGGUUUUUUGAGCGUACACAAUGAAAAGUUGCAAAAAUAUGGCAAUUAGCUUUGCGUUUACAGGAAACAACUUAGGAGCCACCAAACAGAUAUCCAUGAAAUUUUAUAUUAGGAAGUUUUACUAAAAUCGGUUAAUAUCUUCCAGUUUGUGUUGAUAUCACAGAGCAAUAAUAGACACUUUUUAUAAAGACCUGCGAGGUACAGUCAGUAAAUAGGUUACAAAUGGAAGUAAAACAGCUGAAAUUGGCUAAUAGGUUUUCUGUGUGUAUCACUA
Messenger RNA from Cryptotermes secundus, 3565 nucleotides. Its product is annotated as endoribonuclease ZC3H12A. The transcript has 7 exons. NCBI's taxonomy places the organism in Eukaryota, Metazoa, Arthropoda, Insecta, Blattodea, Kalotermitidae. The record is from RefSeq and is a predicted model, not a curated record. Gene Ontology annotation, molecular function: RNA endonuclease activity; mRNA binding; metal ion binding. Gene Ontology annotation, cellular component: cytoplasmic ribonucleoprotein granule; nucleus. Bases 439 to 2799 code for a protein of 786 amino acids.